GUCCCCACGCACCCAUAGACAUUUCGCUCACCGCACCAUGAACCAAUUCACCGAAACUACUCGAUCGACCAUCAACACCAUCAAGGCCCAUGCUCUCAUCGCCAAGGCCCUCUCGAAUGACCCCAAGCCCACACCAGGCUACCUUUUCCCGGAGAUAGCACGUCUGACCCAGUCUCCGGCAACCAGCUCCGUGGUGUUGUCCCAGCUUCUCAAGAUCAUCACCCCCUCCGGUAGUUUGGCCUCGUCCAACAGCCAAUCCUUCGUCGUCGGCAACAGCAGUAGCAGCAACAGCAUUAACACGGGUGCCGGCGCAGCUGGUCCUUCAGGAACAUCUCUGACCUACGCAUCAUCACCACAUGUACUACUCAAAGCCCUCAAGAUCCUCCGACAGCUCGCUCAAAGCGGUUCAGUCGAAUUCCGGACGAAUUUGGCGAGACGGGGCAAGGGUCCCUUGGCAGAGAUGGUUGGAUAUCGGGGACAGUGGGAUGAUACUCACGGAGACCGGUUCAACCAAGAUGUCAGGUCUGUGGCCGAGGACUUGAUCGAGUACAUGCAUUCGAAUCCCGUGCAGGAAUUGGACGAACCAGAGGAAUUGGAGAGCUUUACGGAGAAGGAGGUUGCGGUGUUGAAGCAGAGUACACAGGAUCUGCGGGGGUUCGGCAAUCCUGAAUACGAUGAUUCUGAUAGCGACCACGACCAUGCGUCCCAGAAACGUGUCUCCAGGAGUAAGAAGGCGGUGAUGGAGAGGGCCCCGCCACCAUUACCAGGGUUUGGUAACCCAGCCUUUGAAAUGGAUGAUGUGAACAAAGAACCGACGUUAAUGACACGCCUGGUUGAUAGGCUACAGGAUAUGGCAGCACCUCCACCGCCGAUAGCUAUGCGUGCCGCAUAUCGACAACAGGAACAACGACGACAGAAGCUGUUUGUGGGCGAAUACAGUAUGCGCGAAGACGGAUCAAACACUCACGGACGGACCAGGGACGGGGCCAUCACGCUCAUGGGUACCAACCCGUUCAAGCGGACGACAAGGAUCCAGGGCAUGGUUGCUGGCGGGUGGGGAGAGAAGAAGGCUGUGGCUGAGAAUUCAGGAGACAUCAGCUUUGGUGGGAAUCAUACAACAAGCCGUGUGUUUCCUGUUGCGCGCGUGACGGGAACUCGAGGAGUACGGUUCAGGAAUGCGACGGCGGAAAGUGUAUAUGGAUUGGCUCAACAUAUUCAAACAAGUUUGGUGCGGUCGAAAUUGCUAAGCUCUUUACGAACAAAAGAUAAUGGAUCGCUGGCGAGAGAUUUAUUGGGAACUGAGGUCCCAAAGAUACCGCAGGAAGGCACUUCUGAGGAUGAUGGGUUGCUCUUAUUUUGGGGAACUGCGAAAGAAAUCUGCGAUGUUGUUGCUGAGGGAUUGAGGCGGGAAAGGGUAGAAUCGUCGGUAGAGCAUCUUGACGAGUCUGUUCCUUCGAGUGCUGGCCAGAGCGUAUCAAUGAUGACGGGGCUCGUACGAGAUAUGACUGACUGGAUUGAACGAGAGGACUGGGAGCGACGGCUGGUAUGUUGUUUCUCUCUCUUGAGUCCGUUUGAUCUUGUCAUGGGCGAUCUGAAAUCUUGUUAAUAGACAUCUUCGUGUGAAUAGAGACAUUUGUUCGUGUUGGAUGCUCUACUCGCUCAUCCGGAGAUCGAAUCGGAUCUGCUGAGUUGUUCUGCGCUGCCUAGGCUUUCGGAAACCCUGACGGGCCCUUUGUGCGAAGGUGCUCCCCAACGGUCCGUCCAAGUCCUAUCGGCGCAUCUUGCUGGCUAUAUCAAGCGAGUCUAUAGCAAGGCAUCUCGGCCAAGAACACCGUCUGGAUUGACUAGUGGCAAGGGUUCGUUGGCUUCCGAAGCGGCGUUGCCCAACAUGAUGCUAUUGGACAUUGGUGCCUAAGCACUAAGGCGAAGCAGGCACCCGACAAAAUAAAGAUUUCCCAUUUGGUGGCAA
This is a messenger RNA of Gamsiella multidivaricata, 1969 nucleotides long. RefSeq lists its product as uncharacterized. Lineage: Eukaryota; Fungi; Mortierellomycota; Mortierellomycetes; Mortierellales; Mortierellaceae. The record is from RefSeq and is a predicted model, not a curated record. The coding region runs from base 38 to 1606 and encodes 522 amino acids. The transcript has 5 exons. Gene Ontology annotation, cellular component: trans-Golgi network membrane.